This is a messenger RNA of Aethina tumida (small hive beetle), 1011 nucleotides long. RefSeq lists its product as uncharacterized. The coding region runs from base 96 to 767 and encodes 223 amino acids. NCBI's taxonomy places the organism in Eukaryota, Metazoa, Arthropoda, Insecta, Coleoptera, Nitidulidae. The record is from RefSeq and is a predicted model, not a curated record. The transcript has 6 exons.
UUACAUUUUUACUUUAUACGCAUUUGCAUCGUCGAAAAAAUUUCUUAUGCGAUACUGAAUUUUGUGACACACGUUUCAAGUACCGUAAAAUCAGAAUGAAGUGUGUGAUAUGCCAAAUACAAUUUACGAAUAACUCGGAUGUUUUCGUUACAUUGUGCGGUCACAUUUUUGACCGCGUCUGCAUCAUACAGAGUUUAGAAAGAUCUCCGGUCUGUCCAGUGUGCGGGGAGGGAUGUUCUAUUGACUCUAUACACAAAGUGUUUGUUACUUUUGACAGAGCUUUUACGACGAAUCAUUUUCAAGAACAGAUUGAGUCUUUGAACCACAAACUCACAUCUAAAAUUAAUCACAUUAAGACGUUCAAAGAGGGGAACAGAAUUCAGAAAGAUAAUUGUUUGUACUUGAUGAGUGAUAUUCAUGAAAAUGAACUACGCAAAAAUCGUAUUUACACUAGAAUUAAUCAAAUCAGAAAUGGAAUAAAUGAUUUAAAUGGGAUGGUGCCUUCACUAAGAAAGUCAAUUAUGAUUAAAGAAAGAAGAAAAUUAUCACUGAGAAAUUUAUUAUCAAACAAGCAUAAUUCUGUUGAUGAGCAUAAAAAGUAUAUAAAAAGUAUUAAAGCUCAAAUUAUUAACGAGAAUAUCAAGUAUGAUACCCUUGUAAAUGAACAACAUCAAGAAAAACAACAAAUUAAAAAUAAACUACAGAAGUAUAAAAUGAAAUUGGAACAAGUUCAGGUUAAUUUAACUGAAACAGCCACAGAACAAUGACUUAGAAGAAGAAUCAUCCUCAAGAACUUCUAAAUAUAACAUCUACUGAAAUGUUUGUUAAAUUUAGUUAUCUGCAGCUGGUUAUUGUACUAUUCUAUACCCAUUAAUGAAAAAAUUUCAAAAAAAAACUUUACUUCAUCUAUAUAUUAAUAACAUAUGAAAAGGUUCUCUUGCAGAGUUAUUACAUAUGUCAAUAAUUUGAAUGUAUGUUUAUUAAUUUUUUGAAUAUAGAUUUUUUUCUUUA